UUGGGGAAAAUGUUUUUUCUCACCAACCGUCGACGCGGACGGACGUGAAUCGCUUGGUCGCCGUUUGGAUUUUGGGAUUUCCUCGAAAAUCGCUGUCCUGAAAGUGGCGUCGGGAAGUGGAAGCGCCUGCCCCGCCCACAGAGUUGGCUUUCUUCGCGGCGAUUUCCUCGAAAAUCGCGUCACGCGUACAACAACAGCGCUUGCCGGUCGCAGCUGCGUCGGUGUGGGUGCAAGUGUGUGUGUGCCAGUGUGCUUUCCCCCAGUUCCUAAUGCUCGUCGCAGAGUAAUAUGAAAUCAUAACAAAGUGUCGCUCGGCCCGCGAGUUAUUUGAUAGUGCCCCCUUCAGCAGGCUCCUGCUCGGGUGCGGGGCGGCGCUCCUGACGGCAGGAUCAAUGGAAAAUGGAAACAUUCGGGAUGAAUGAGCCCCCUCGGCAGCAGCGCCAAUAACAGAGCCCAGCCCGGAGAGCGGGAGAGACGACAGCAACAACAGAAAGCACAGAAGUAAUUUGCAUCGGCUGUUAGUGGAGCAGCCCCGACGACAUCAGACCCAGCCCCAGACCACACAGUCUCCAACAGAGUCGCCACUAGACCCGACACAUCCACACCCACAUCCACAAACAUGGUGAUAAGCCAGCCCGAUGCGGCGCCCAACGGGGGAGCCGCAGCCGCAGCCGCAGCAGCUGCGUCAGUGGGCCUCGACGGCACCGGGAACAGCCUGGCGCAUCCGUCGGGAAUUCCCCAGGAUCAAAUAGACAACAUCCUGAGCGGCAUCGCCAACUCCGGCGACGUCAAAAUGAACAAUCACCGCAAGAAGCUGCGGCAGAGAUUUGAUAUUAUUAAGAAACUAGGUCAAGGCACCUACGGAAAGGUGCAGUUAGGUAUUAAUAAGGAGACCGGCCAGGAGGUGGCCAUCAAAACCAUCAAGAAGUGCAAAAUCGAGGCCGAGGCGGACCUGGUUCGCAUCCGCCGCGAGGUCCAGAUCAUGAGCUCAGUGCAGCACCCCAACAUCAUUCACAUUUACGAAGUUUUCGAGAACCGGGAGAAGAUGGUGCUCGUCAUGGAGUUUGCCGCUGGCGGCGAGCUCUACGACUACCUGUCCGAGCGGAAGGUCCUGAGCGAGGAGGAGGCGCGUCGCAUCUUCCGCCAGGUGGCCACCGCCGUCUACUAUUGCCACAAGCACAAGAUCUGCCACCGAGAUCUGAAGCUGGAGAACAUUCUUCUGGACGAGAAUGGCAAUGCCAAGAUCGCCGACUUCGGCCUCUCAAACGUGUUCGACGACCAGCGGCUUCUGGCCACGUUCUGCGGCUCCCCCCUCUACGCCUCGCCGGAAAUUGUGGAGGGGACACCCUAUCAGGGCCCCGAGGUGGACUGCUGGUCGUUGGGCGUUCUCCUCUACACCCUGGUGUACGGCUCCAUGCCCUUCGACGGCUCCAACUUCAAGCGGCUGGUGAAGCAGAUCAGCCAGGGCGACUACUACGAGCCGCGGAAGCCCUCCAGGGCCUCGACCCUCAUCCGCGAAAUGCUGACUGUGUGCCCGAGGAAGCGAGCCACCAUCGAGCAGAUCUGCUCGCACUGGUGGGUGAACGAGAACGACAACGUGUCCUGCCUGGACCUGGCCGAGGACCUAGCCAACCAGACCCCCGUGCGACUGGAUGUGCUAUUGUCCCUGACCCCGGCGGCCAUUACGGCGGACCAGCUGGUUGUGCCAUCGGCGGAGGGAGUCGCCGCAGCAGCCAAGGCGGUGGCGAACGAGCGGGUUCCUCGCUCCCACUCCGUGGGCUCUAUCCGGGACAUGGGACCGCCGAACACGGAGGCAGAACGCCGCAUCCUCGACAUGGUUGCCGCUGGCGGAGAGGCAGCCCUGAUGCCCUCGCCCACCCGGACCAUCACUCCCGCCCAGAGCCCGGUGCAGACCAAGAGGAAGCUCCAGCCCACCGUGUCCACGGAGAACGCCGCUGGGACGACGGCCAAGAAGAAGGAGAAGCCGGCGAACAGCUCCUUUGUGAUCAGCAGCGAGGGAGGAGCUCCGUCACUUGCUCCACCGACUGAGGCACCACCGACCAUCGCAGCACCAACCAUAGCCCCACCCAAAGAUACGCUCAUGGAGACGGAGAGCUCCGUUCCGGAAUCAGAGAAGACGCCCGCACCCAGUUUCUGCCAGAAAGACAUGCAGGCGGUGGGGGAUCUCUGCGAGCAGUUGAUGGGAGAGAGUUCCGCGCCUGUGCCUGCACCCGUAUCCGUGCCUGGACCCGCCCCCACUCCCAUUGCCGUCGCCCGACAGGCCACCAGGGGAAAACUGGACGCCGUGGCUGAGACCCCGGAGGAGAAGGACGCCACCAAGGUUAUUAAGAAGUUCGUGAACAAGCACAAGACCGCGGACCUGGUGAAUGCCAUCAACGAGAGCGCCUCCAAGGCCACUGCACCUGCACCGGCCGCCGCCCCACCCGCCUUCGUGCGCAAGUGCAGCCUACAGGACGAGUCCACGUUGAACAAAUUCAAUGCCGAGCGAAGGAAGUCGCGCAUCCUGGAAACGGCGGAGAAGUUCCAGCCUCCACCGGCGGCAGUCACGCCAACAGCCGCACCUGAGAAGCCCAAGAAACUCAGCAUACCGGGCGUCAGUGUGGGCAGCUUCAAGAAGGAGUUCGAGCGCAAGGCCACCAACCCGCCCACCACCAGCGGACCUACCCCCGGCGAGCUGAGGGCCCAGGAGCAAGUGGCAGCCGCAGCGGCAGCUGCCCAGGAGGCAGAGGCCCUGGCCACGCCGCCCGCAUCACCUCCCGAGGCUGGGCCGCCAAAUCUGGAGGCCAGCGAUUCUAAGAACUCGGUUGCCUCGAUUUCUCUGGACGAGGCCCGUCGCUCCAUGGAGAACUCCAUAGCCCUGCUGUUGCAGGCCCAGAACGAGUCCAACAAGGAGGUGGACCAGCUCUGCGCCCAGACGGAGACCAUCGGGGUCAGCGAUCACCCCCCGAAGACGGAGGAGCGGGAGCGUAAGUUGAAGAAUGCCCGCGCCAUUAUCGGAAACGCCAUACAGCCGGUGAUACGCAGGCCAACCCGGUUACUUGGCAUCGGCAACGGCUUUGGCAAUGGCAGUGGCAUGGCGGGUGGGGCAGUGGGUGGUGGUGCUGUCGCGGCGCCUAAGCGGGCUCAGAGCGGCACUAGCUUUAUGGGUUAUCUUGGUGGCACGGUCAUGAGUCCGACUUCGCCCCCGAUCGCGGGGCCACAGACGGCUCCUCCCGUGCUGAUUUCUCCCAACGCUCUGGAAGCGGCCAAACAGACCAUUCAACAGAGGAUAUUUGGCGGAGGAGCCAACCACCCAGGAGGCGGAGGUAUGAACCGGAGACCCGCUACGUGGCAGCCCCAGAACUCCUACAGCACUGCCAGCAUUUUCCAGCCCCCGCAGAGUGCUGGCACUUCGCCCUUCAAGAUGCUCCAGCAGCAGUACCAGCAGAGGUGCCUGGAUCAGGAACAGAUCCCCAAUCCCAACCAGAGAUCUAGCUUCAUAUUUACGCCCCCGCCAUCACCCCAGUACUCCCCCGGCCACGCCUUCGCCAACAGCAGCAUCAGAAACAGCGGUACCAGCAACAGCAGCACCAGCAACAGAAGCAGCAACAGCAACAAUGCCAAUUACAAUUACAAUAUCAAUUCGCGCUCGAGACCAUUCAAUCAUAAUCAAGCUCAAGACACACCCAAUACCAAUGCCAGUGCUGCACGCGCCGCCCCUACGGCUGUGUGGCUCAAAUCCUCGCCGGGAGCCGAAGGCCCUCCGACCCCGCCGGGAUCCGUCAAGACCUCCACUGCUUCUAUCACCCUGAAGUCGGCCACCUUGCCGCGGCGCAAAAUCAACGCCAAGGCGGAGGUUCAACUGGACAUCAAACCGCCCAUCCCGGAGCCCCCACAGCCGGCCAUGCGAUUCAGCACUGAGAUGCAGCACCCGGUGGCGGACCUGCGGAGCGCACCGCCCCGCGAGGGUCCGAUACCCUACAGCCCCAUCAAGACAACUGUCCAGGCCAGGGCCACCAGCCUGGAGCCCAAGGAGCACGUUAUCACCAUCCAGCGUCCGCCCGCUCAGCACGUCUACGGGCGCACCGGCUCCAACACGACUACGCGUUCCGGCUCGCUGUCACGCCAGUCGACGGUGGAAUCCGAGUCGGAUGCCACCACCACAGCCACAAACAUGUCGCAGGCCACCGUCACCAGCCAAGGAACCUCGCAGCCCAUCAAGAAGAGUCCGCGGGAGUUCAUCAUCCCGAUUGCCGUGGAGGGCGGUGGCUUCAUCACGCCGCGGGAGCGCAGCGUGGAGCCCUCCGAAUCGAGUCACACGACCAGCAGUCGCUCCACGUUUGGCCGCCUGCGUCCAUCGCGCCGCAUUGGCUCACUGCUAAGCGAGGCCGGCUUCGACGAGGGCUCGCCAUUCCAAAACAUGCGCACCACUUCGAUGAGCCGGGAAGGCGGCAGCGGAGGAGCCGAGGACGAGGCCCGCUUCACCCCGCACAGACUCAGAAGCUCAAGACCUGUCAAGAAAAUUAGUCAAGACAACGAUUCGCAGAGCUCCAACGAGGAGGACGACGACGACGACGAUGGAUUUGAGAUACUCACGGCGGAGAACCUUUUCUCGACUCUGCUGCAGCGGGUGCGCGCUCUGACGAAUCGCCUGAAUGUCAACAGCGACCUCACGGUCGGAUUCCCCAGCCAUUCUAGUCGCCUACUGACAGACAUUUCGCGGCAGGCCCAAAGUCACAGUCCCUUCUGGGGCCAGGGCAGUCCCUUUGCCAGCCGCCUGAACAGCAGCAGCAACCACAGCGGCGGAAUGGGCGCUCCCUGGAGGCACAGCAUGUCCCGGGACCUGGGCAGCGACAUGGAGUCGAUGUUCUCCCGCACCGGGGCCACCCUGCCAAGAGGUCACCAUCAAGGCAAAAGCAAACCCAGCUCAGCGCCAGCUCACUCGGACAAGAUCUCUGGAUCAGGCGGCUCCACGAACAGCGAGGAGCCCUUGGACCUAGCCGACUUGGACCUGUCGCGCCUGCGUCUGAGCAAGAAGGACUUGGAGACUUUAUCCAGCAUCACGCCCGGAUUGCCGAAAUGCUUUCAGGAGCAGCUUCUAGCCAAGUUACCACCGACGCAGGCAAGAAAACUCUCCCGGACACUGAGUGUGCAGACCAGCAGUGCACCCUGCUCGGCAUCUACCCCCAAGGUGUACAAGCGCAGUCAGAGCAGCGGAAGGGGGUACGCGCCGGAAGAGAAGCUUCCACCGGAGGAGCUACAGUUCCCUAAAUCCGCGAUGAUGGAUGCACCGAAGACGACCUCCGCCAGCAGCGCCAUUUACAGGAGGAGUCUCAGCCGAGGCCAAGCACAUGGCGCGGGGCCGGAGGGUCAGCAUGGCCAGAAUGUCCAGCAUGGACAACUUGGAAUAGCACCACAAGGUCAGGUGGAAGCCAAGGUCAAGAGUCGCAGCAGCAGUGUCUGCCGGGACGACUACGGAAAGUCUUCGCUCUGCAGCAGUAGCACCUACACCAGUGACAUCAGCGACAAGUACAAAUAUUACUCGCCCUACCUGAGCAAGUCCAGCAACGCGAGUCCUUCGAUCGCACCCAAGGAUGCGGCAGAGAAGCGCUACAGCAGCAAUGGUGUCCAGGCGGGUCGACCGCCGAGCGGUUGUAUGUCGCCUCCCCCUCCUGCCCCAAUAUCCGUAACAGAGGGCUCCAGCUCCUUGAGGAUUGGACGCUCGUCUCAGCGACGCAUCUCCCGCUUUCUGCGACCGGACUUCUUCGACGAUCCCCGGGAUCGGGAGUCUCAGAGCAUGCUAAGGGAGAUCAGAGAAAAAUCAGUGGAUCGUCAACCGGAAGAGCCCCUGAACGAUCUUAGGCGUCGCAAGCAUAGUCUGCCUAAUGUGGAGCAGGUAGCAGUGCAGGCUCCUUUGGAAACUGGGCCCUCACGAUCGUCCAUGCGGCACUCCAGAAACAAGAGCAUGGAGCUCCUUCCGGACGCUGAAUCGAAUCAGGAACCUGCUAAGACUUCCAGUUCCCGCCAACGAAGCGUUUCCCGAGCCAGAGACUUCGAUACGGAUCUAGACAAACAUCAACUGGCGGACAAGAUCCUCCAAGAACUGCAGCUCCUUUCCGCCGUUAGAUCACAGAAGGAGCUAGAAACGGAAAAGUCAGAGGACACCUCCACAAUGCGAAAAGUGAAGAAGCUUAAGCCCAAAGAGACGUUUACGAAUGAUCCGGAAGGAGUGAAAAUAUCAGGCACCUCUACAACUACCACCUUGGUGAGAAAGGUCAAGAAAGUGACCAAAAAUACGGACGAAACUAAACAAGGUACUGAUACUCUGCCUGAUGAUUUAUCCGCUUCCAAGGAAACUAAACUAAAACGUCCCAAAUCCUACCCCAUGAAGGAUCUUGGCUUGAGCUUGAAAUCUUCCGAUUUACCCGAACCCAUUCCCAAUCCAAGCCGUUCCAGCAAACUUCCCAGCAAGCUACCCUUGGGAGGAGGGGUUUCCAACGACCCAUCGGUAGAAACUGCACCCCGAGAGAGUCGUCUGAUGAGGCCAAAAAGUUAUCCAGCCACCAAGCUGGCCACCCCCAAGGAGCUGCGCAAGGUGACUCGCAGUGGGGUAGCCAUACCCACGAUUACCGAAGCAGCUGCAACGAAAACCACGCCCGUUAGUUCCAAAUCUACGUCGGAGGAAAAGUCGCUCUCAGCCACGCCAACCGGCACCAUGAAUACCGUCUCGGAAAUCAAGGACACUGGCUCAUCAUCCAGCGAUUCCCGACCCACGACUAUUAAAAAGAUUAUCAAGGUCUCUAAGAAGUCUAAGCUCGUGCCGCCCUCACCUGUGACGCCAAGCACACCUCCAACAACCACGACGACGACAGCCACCACCACGGCAAACAGCACACCCAUAGACAGUUCGAAGGAGUCCAGUCCAGUGAUCAAGGCGAAGGAUAAGUCUCCAGAAAAGAAAACCAGCAAAGGUCUGCUCUACGCGUUGGGCCAGAAGUUUGAAAAGCUGAGAGACUCGGCUAUGAGCAAGGAGAAAAAGGGAACAUCCAUGGGAGCCGCAGCCUCUCUGGCCUGCAGUCAGAAGCAACGAUCUCCCGAGGAGCAGCGAAGCUCUCCAGAGAAGGUAAACAGAACCGAAGACAGGGCCUUGGAUCAUGGAAGCCUUGGAUCCGAUGACCGACGCGUGGACAAGCGCUCACGGUUCGACAGUGUUCUGAGGUCUUUGAGGGAGAGGUCCGUACCCAGGUCGCAACCGAGUGGCAGAGUGAGCCCUAAGCGAGCUGCAAGCGUGGAGGAUCUUUGUGUGGAGAAUCAGGGAAAACAAGGAGGAGCGGUAAACAAGAUGUUGGGAGGGCUGCUGCGUCGGUUCGACCGGGAGACUAACGAGCAGAGGCGUGUUCGAAGCACUCGCUCCACCAGCAACAUUGAGCGACAAGUGCGCGAGGAGCAGGGGCAGCGCUUGGACGCUUCCUUACCCACCUCACCCAUUUACCAGAACGUGGUGAAGAAGGCGAAGGCUACUCCGUCUGGGGAGGAGAACUGCAACUGCGACACCGCCUGUCCGGAAUGUAAACAGAACCAGGCUUCGGCGUCGAACGCUUCCUCCACCAGCAACAAAGAGAAGAGAAAGGGUCUAAUGCUGGACCUGGCCAGUACCAGCGCGAGUGCUGCUCCGAGUAGCGGCCCCACCACCACAACAACCACCACCGGAAGUGGAAGCAGCUACCGGGGAAGCAAAACUAAUCCGGCUCUAAUAAAUGGAAACGGCGGAUUGAAUAUCUACUCAAACCUUCCGCCCUACCCCGGCGCCAUGAAAAGCACCAGCUCCAAUAACAGCUCCAGUCAGCAAUCGGUGGAGAACGCCACCAACAACAACUCGACGAAUACCAACAACAACGGCAGCUCCCAGACCUCUGGCUACAGGACAUCCUCCGCCCAUGAGAUCAACCGUAAUAACCCCCUGCUGACACCGUCUUUCGAGAACAUUGCCAACUACUCCUCGGACUCGCGCAGCUACCAGGACGAUUGUGCCUCCACGUCGACCUUUCUGUCUCCCACAGAGGAGCCCGAGCUGUAUUUCGACAACUGGUCCAUUUGCUCCGAGGACAACUACAUGCUGCAUGCCACUCCAUCGCCGACGGUGUCAAGACUCUCGAGGGCGUCCUUGUCCUCUCCGACGCGCUGCUCCGAGAGCUCUGAUCCCAACGAGAGUGUGAUUGACAGAAUCAAAAGACGCAGCUUUUACAGUCGCUUCAACGAGCAAAAGAAACCGAGGCGGACGAGCAGCAUAGUGGGUCCCUCGGCGGUAAGGGACUACUACCGGGAGCAGCACUCCACCCGUUCGAGACACGUCCCAGACGUAGAGCCGGCCAGGGCGCACUCUCCCGACAUAGCCCAGCAGUUCUUUAGGCCGCUGAAACUGAGCCCAGUGGGCACUGAGCUGAAGCCUCCUGUGUACCGCUCCACCUUGGACUAUUCCUCAUCCGCCAGCAAGCCCAGGAAGAGCUUGAAUGACAUCCGGAACACGUCGCCCUCGUUCCUCAGUAAGCGCUACGAGACAACGCCGCACGACUACAGCCUUUCCAGUGUGCCGAUGCGCUACAAAAGCUCCUCCAGUUCCAGUCCCAGCAAUGGAGCUGGAGCCAUUGCCAGUGGCUACUACAAUACCUAUAACCCAAAGCGAAGGUCCUCCUACACCCUGAACGGCACUCUGCCAUCGGGUUCCGCCAGCGGAAGCAGUGCCGCAGGGAGCAGCCACUUGGACGGUUACGCAACUCUAGGGAGACGGUCGAUUAGACCAUACGACCACCGGACCAUGUCGCUGCUGGAACCGCCAACUACGAGCAGUAGCAGCAGAAGGAGCGACGAGGACAGGUCCUACCAGAGGCGCGAGGCGCGCACUCCAGUCAGGGACUACACUUCAAGCAUUUCACGGUCCAGUUCCCGUUACCGCACUUCCUCGGCCACACGAAGUCCGACCAACAUUUGAUGUACCACUCCGCAGAACGGCUUUUGCAUCUUCUGCUAUUACACGAAACGGAAAAAGCACCACCAGCUGCAACUGAAAUCUGCCCCCAGCCAGAUCCAGCCCGGACAUCAGCACCACCAUGCCGAACAGCACAAGUUCUAGACUGGUCCGGGAUCACACCUCUUAGAUUUAGACGAUUUUGGAUACUUUUUGUAUGAAACCAGCCAAAGUUAGGUACUCUGCCCCUCUAGUUGUAGGUUUGUUGUAGCUCCGAUAUAGCGGAUAAGUAGCGUUUAUAGCGAUUAUAACGAUUGUAGCGUAGUGUCACCGAAGACGUAAAGCUCCUUAUAAAGAGGCCCCACCAAAGGCUACUCUGUGAGCACGCUAUGGCGCCACACAAGAAUGCGCCACAAAUGCAUACAUACGAUUUUCAAAUAAUUGUGCCUUGGUUCCUCUGGCGGUUAUAGAUGUAGCCAAAAUAUCCAUAAAACGUUGGUUUUUUAACUUUAAGUAUGUAAGAGGGUAAUGGAAGGAAGAAAGUAGGAAGGAGCAGGAGGCAGAAAAAGCUUCAGAGAAUACAGACAUGUGUUUCACAGAUUUAUGGUAUAUACGAGUAUAUGAAUAUGUAUUUUCUAGCUAUUUUUGUGCUCCUCAGGAGACCUCGCGCCGAAAAUGCGUUAAAAUUUCUAAUAAUAAUAAUUUUAACAAUUUUUUGCAUUAUACAAAGAACUGAAUGACGGAUUGUUUUCGAGUUUAGAGCUAGUAGGUAGAAGUUUCGUUUGCUAGGACUAUUGAUGUUAUUGCGAAAUAAUAGAAAAUAUGCGAAUUGUGAGCGGAAUGUUAGGAACGAGUUAUAGUAAUCGUAUCACAACAAUAAGCGAAUUUAAAAGGUACUAAAAUGGAACGGAAAAUGUAAAACACAACACGGAACUUAAGUAGUAUGUUAAAGUUUUUGGCUAGAUACACAGAUCGAGGUUCAAAUGUAACUAGAUGGGAAGAACGUGAAGCGUUUUCUGAAAAUAAAUACAAAUUGAAUCACAAUUUAUUCUGCUUCUGAUUUUGUUUCCCAUUAUUAGCUCUGUUUCUG
Molecule: messenger RNA, 10055 nt
Organism: Drosophila ananassae
Lineage: Eukaryota; Metazoa; Arthropoda; Insecta; Diptera; Drosophilidae
Gene: Nuak1
Product: serine/threonine-protein kinase par-1
Exons: 15
Coding region: 620-8989 (2789 amino acids)
Biological process (GO): protein phosphorylation; microtubule cytoskeleton organization; intracellular signal transduction
Cellular component (GO): cytoplasm
Molecular function (GO): structural molecule activity; ATP binding; protein serine/threonine kinase activity
Source: RefSeq, a predicted model, not a curated record